Molecule: messenger RNA, 1212 nt
Organism: Spathaspora passalidarum NRRL Y-27907
Lineage: Eukaryota; Fungi; Ascomycota; Pichiomycetes; Serinales; Debaryomycetaceae
Exons: 1
Coding region: 1-1212 (403 amino acids)
Molecular function (GO): protein binding
Source: RefSeq, a predicted model, not a curated record
AUGGUUCUAGAACUUCAGCAGCACCAGUAUCAAUCAAAGAGCAGGAAAUCCCCCGCUCUUCUUGAUCUCCCUGAUGAGGUUCUCGAACUUAUAAUCAACCAACUUACUCAACUUGAUAUCGUUCAGGUUCGAUUAUUAAAUUCAAAAUUAUGUGAUUUGGCCUCCCGAAAACUAUACAAAAACAUAUAUUUGAAUAAUAGUGGGCCCAGAAUUUACCUAUCAAACAAGCUACACACAUCAUUUUAUGACAAUUACACUAUAGUCAACGAUAAGAAAAAAUUUAAAAAAGUGAUUCCUAACCGCAACAUGAAAUAUACUCAGCAAAUUAUGUUUCGGAUAGAGCAUGAAGAUGAAAUAUAUUUAAAAAUGUAUAUAGUAGAGCUAUUUCCUCACAUUGUUAUUAAGGGGGAUCCAUUCGAUGAAGAAUACUUCAUUUAUUCGGAUGGUAUUAGCCACUUUCAUUUACCAAGUUUUAGAAAACCACCUCAAGACAGAUCUUUGGUUAAUAGAUUAACUAUCGACAGCCCACUAUCAGAAGAGGUUGACAUUAUAUCACAAUUUUCAAACAUAGCAAAAGUUGAGCUUUCUGAAAUUGAUAAUUUUACGCUCAACCUAUUGUCAAAUUUUAGCCACAACUUUUGCAAAGUUACAAGUUUGACUAUUUCCGAUAGAUUAGAAUUAGACAUCAAAUUAUUGGCAAGGUUGUUUAAAUUAGAUCAAAUCACUUCCUUCCAGCUUCAGCUUUACCGCAACUUGGGUGAUGGUUCAAUUUAUUCCGAUUUUAAAUGGAUCCUUUCGCAAAUGACAAAUUUAAAGCAUUUAGUAUUGUCAUCAAACCUUGGGCUUGAAAAUUACCUUCUGGGGCAACUAAAUCCAAAUUCAUUGCUUUCUUUUGUUUUAAUAUCUAAUUAUGGCCCAAGAUACGAAUUUACCUUACCCAUGUUUUUGCUUGAACAGCAGUCAAUCACAAGGUUAUGCUUCUCAACAAGCACACUAGAAACAAGUAUAUUCUGGAAUCCUAAUAGAUUUGAACGAAUUAGCAGAACCAAUGGCGAGCAAAACCGAGGUGAUAAAGGAGCAACAAAUUAUAUUCAAAACUUAAUUAGAUUUGGGAAAUGCCCAAGAUUGAAUCAAUUUAUUAUAAACAAUACCUACUAUUUUGUUGAGAGACAUUCAAAUGAUUCAAUUGAUUUUACUAAGUUUCCAGAAUAG